AUGUACACCAUUAUUAUCCCCACAUACAACGAGCGUGAUAAUGUCGAAAUUCUGUGUAUUUUCCUGAAAGAAACCUUUACGCAGCUUAACCUUCCAUAUAGUAUGAUAUUCAUUGAUGAUGCUUCUCCCGAUGGCACAUACGAACUGGUCUGUCAGCUACGCGAUGAAUUUCCAAUUAUGGCUAUCAGAAGGAACCAGAAAUCGGGCCUAGGAAGCGCAUACAAACAUGCGUUGAAGUACUGUGAAAACAGCGAAUUCGUUAUAAUAAUGGAUUCUGAUCUCUCACAGAAUCCUUUUGAUAUACAAAAUCUUAUACAAACGCAACGGAAAUCUAACUAUGAUUUGGUCUACGGCACAAGAUACAACCAGGGUAAUGUUGUUAACUGGCCAUUUCUGAGAAAAGUCAUUUCACGAGGUGCAAACAACCUUGCACAAAUCAUGCUUGGCGUCGAUAUCACCGAUUACACCAAUUCCUUCCGUUUAUACAGAACAAGCUUGCUUAAAACGAUUGUUCCGCUCGUAAAAUCAGAUGGAUUCGCUUUUCAAACGGAGGUAAUAUACCGCGCUGCGGUCCAUGACUUUAAAAUUGGUGAGUAUCCGAUCAUUUUUCACGACAGAUGCACAGGUUCCUCUAAGAUGAAGUUUGUCGAGAUAGUUCUGUACGUCAAGACCCUUCUCAGCCUUAUGGUAUGUAGAGAAAGCUGAAAGUAGUUAAAAUUUGUUUUGAAG
Molecule: messenger RNA, 729 nt
Organism: Vavraia culicis subsp. floridensis
Lineage: Eukaryota; Fungi; Microsporidia; Pleistophoridae
Exons: 1
Coding region: 1-705 (234 amino acids)
Biological process (GO): protein O-linked glycosylation via mannose; GPI anchor biosynthetic process
Cellular component (GO): endoplasmic reticulum membrane
Molecular function (GO): dolichyl-phosphate beta-D-mannosyltransferase activity
Source: RefSeq, a predicted model, not a curated record